UAAAGAGAACGUGCGUCGUGCGUGCUGCGUGCAUCACCGCAUGUUGUGAUUAUUGUGACAAGUGUGGGCAAAGAGCAGGCGAAUCGAACUGUCUGAUAUUCUGAACAUUUUAAAGUUGGAGAGUUCGAAUUUCCAAGUAUCAGCGCACUCUUGAUAGAUUCAUCAUGUUUCUCAUGUAUUUCUUAGACGAGCAAGGCGAAAGGGUCUACACUUUCAAGACUGUAGAUCCCAAUGGAAGGCCAACCCUCUCUGCUCAUCCUGCCCGCUUCUCUCCUGAGGACAAGUAUUCCCGACAGAGGAUAACUAUUAAGAGAAGAUUCGGCCUUCUACCAACUCAACAACCUCCCCCUGUUUAUUAGAUAAUGAAUGCUCAAUAUAUAUAUUUUUUUGUUAUUAUGUAAGCAAUUCAAGUACUCAAUGAAAAUUAUUUUGUCAACUUUACUUUGAUUUGUAUAAGUGUCAAGCAACACCAUUAAAUAUGUAAAAUAUA
Messenger RNA from Frankliniella occidentalis (western flower thrips), 490 nucleotides. It is a transcript of the gene Nop10, whose product is annotated as H/ACA ribonucleoprotein complex subunit 3. The coding region runs from base 165 to 359 and encodes 64 amino acids. The transcript is spliced from 3 exons. Gene Ontology annotation, biological process: positive regulation of telomerase RNA localization to Cajal body; ribosome biogenesis; rRNA pseudouridine synthesis. Gene Ontology annotation, cellular component: box H/ACA telomerase RNP complex; box H/ACA snoRNP complex. The record is from RefSeq and is a predicted model, not a curated record. Gene Ontology annotation, molecular function: box H/ACA snoRNA binding; telomerase RNA binding. Lineage: Eukaryota; Metazoa; Arthropoda; Insecta; Thysanoptera; Thripidae.